AUGGCGAACGAGUCACCGGCCAAGAGUCUGGGGGAGAUAGACCUGGCAUCUCUACGGGAUCCUGCUGGUAUAUUUGAACUCGUGGAAGUGGUUGGAAAUGGCACGUAUGGACAAGUUUAUAAGGGUCGUCAUGUCAAGACCGGUCAGCUGGCUGCCAUCAAAGUCAUGGACGUCACCGAGGACGAGGAGGAGGAGAUCAAGCUGGAGAUCAACAUGCUGAAGAAGUACUCGCACCACCGGAACAUCGCCACGUACUAUGGAGCCUUCAUCAAGAAGAGCCCCCCGGGACACGACGACCAGCUCUGGCUGGUGAUGGAGUUCUGUGGGGCCGGCUCCAUCACAGACCUGGUGAAGAACACCAAAGGAAACACUUUGAAGGAGGACUGGAUCGCAUACAUCUCCAGGGAGAUCCUCAGGGGCCUGGCUCACCUACACGCUCACCACGUCAUCCACAGAGACAUCAAGGGCCAGAACGUGCUGCUGACGGAGAACGCAGAGGUCAAACUGGUGGACUUUGGUGUGAGUGCCCAGCUGGACCGCACGGUGGGCCGUAGGAACACGUUCAUUGGGACACCGUACUGGAUGGCCCCUGAAGUCAUCGCCUGUGAUGAGAACCCGGACGCAACCUACGACUACAGGAGUGACCUGUGGUCGUGUGGAAUCACUGCGAUAGAAAUGGCCGAGGGAGCCCCACCUCUGUGUGACAUGCACCCCAUGAGAGCGCUCUUCCUCAUCCCUAGGAACCCUCCUCCUCGCCUCAAGUCCAAGAAGUGGUCUAAAAAGUUCUUCAGCUUCAUUGAGGGCUGCCUAGUGAAGAACUACACCCAGCGGCCGCCCACAGACCAGCUCCUCAAGCACCCCUUCAUCCGGGACCAGCCCAACGAGAGGCAGGUCCGCAUCCAGCUCAAGGACCACAUCGACCGCACCAAGAAGAAGAGGGGCGAGAAGGAUGAGACUGAGUAUGAGUACAGCGGCAGUGAAGAGGAAGAAGAGGAGUCGUCUGAGCAGGAAGGAGAGCCCAGCUCCAUCGUGAACGUUCCCGGAGAGUCCACUUUGCGACGGGACUUCAUCCGUCUGCAGCAGGAGAACAAGGAGCGCUCAGAGGCCCUCAGGAGACAGCAACUCCUGCAGGAACAACAGCUCCGCGAGCAAGAGGAGUACAAGAGACAGCUGCUGGCCGAGAGGCAGAAGAGGAUCGAGCAGCAGAAGGAGCAGAGGAGGCGGCUCGAGGAGCAACAGCGGCGCGAGCGCGAGCUACGGAGGCAGCAGGAGCGCGAGCAGAGGCGCCGAGAGCAGGACGAGAAGCGCCGCAUGGAAGACCUCGAGCGGCGACGCAAAGAGGAUGAGGAGAGGAGGAGAGUGGAGGAGGAGAAGAGGAGGGCAGACCGCGAGCAGGAGUACAUCCGGAGGCAGCUGGAGGAGGAGCAGCGGCACCUGGAGAUUCUCCAACAGCAGCUGCUGCAUGAACAGGCCAUGUUACUGGAGCACAAGUGGAAAGAGCUGGAGGAGCAGAGGCAGGCCCAGGAGCUCCACAAGCAGCUCCAGAGAGAGCAGACACAUCUGCUGGCCCUGCAGACCAGCCACCAGCUCCAAGACCACAACAGUGUUCCAACCAAUCAAACACUUCAAGACCACCUCAGCAUCCAAACCAACCACAGCCUCAAGAAGAACCACAGCUUGUUCAAAAAAGACCAAAGUCCUGAUGUUCUCCGCAACCAGUCCAUGGUCCAGAGAGGAGACCAGAGUCUGGAUGCCCAACCUAUCAAUUCCAACAUAAAGAGAAGAGACCAGAGUCCACAGGUGCUCCAAGAUAACCCCAAAGUUCUGACCAAAGGCCGAAGUAUUGAAGCUGGCUUCGAAGAGAGAACGAUGCAGACCAAGGACCAAAGCCAUGAAGAUCUUAAUGUCAAGUCAACAAGUGCAGACAAAUCCGAGGUCCACAUCCACAAUCCUUCAUUGGAGCAUCUUCCUAAUGGGACCUGGAAUGCUGACCCUGUCCUGGAGGCCGACGAGCGGUACCGGAAGAACGUCCAGGGUUCUCCACAGUCGGUACAGACCAAACCGUCUCAGCCCCCAGUGCCCCCCACACGCUCAGAGUCCACCCAUGCCAACGGCAACGCUUCGUCCGACAGCCAGGCCCAGCACCGGCCCGGCGAGCCACAGGUGGCUGCUCCCCCCUCGCAAACACUCAGAGGAACCUUCCGAAAAUGUGUCCUCGCUCACCUGGCUAAGGCCACGCCCCCGGUCCUCUCUCGCUCGCACUCAUUCACCAAUCAGGAGGCUGGCUUUGGCCCGCAUCACCCUACAUCUUCCUCAUCAUCACCAUCAGCACGUUCUGACCCCCACCCCCCUCAUACAGCCCCCCCAGAGCACCCACCACCCCGGGUUCCAGUCAGGACCACAUCUCGAUCGCCCGUGCUCCCGCGGCGAGACUCUCCCCAUCGCCACGGCAAUCCCCCUCCAAGCGGACAAUCGGCACACCGGACAGUGGCCAGCGCAGCAGAGCCCCGGCUGCUAUGGGAGCGGGUGGAGAAACCCAAACCCACCAACCAUGUGUCUCCCAGCUCCAGACUGACCAAUCACACGGGCAGUGGAGGGUCCAGCUCCUCCUCCUCCAGCUCCAGCUCUCACCCGGGCUCUCAGUGCGGGUCUGGUGAGAGAGCCAGGGCCCGCUCCUCUUCCAUAUCAGACGGCUCUCCCCUCCAGAGAGCGGAGCAGGUCGCGAAAAAACCCGAGGAGAGGCGGGACUUGCUCCGGCCCAGCAAACCGGCGGACCUCACCGCGCUGGCUAAGGAGCUGCGUGCGGCCGACGACGUUCGCCCCCCUAACAAAGUCACAGACUACUCCUCCUCCAGCGAAGACUCGGACACCAGCGAGGACGAGGAGGACGAGGAGGUGGACCAGGAGGCCGGCGAGGAGUCCACGUCCGGCCCGGAGGACAGCAAAGCCAAGCUGAGCAAUGGAGAGCUGCCUUCGGCAAAGACCAUGGUGGUCCGCGAUGACGGGGAGAGCGAUGCCGGCUCCACCCCCUGUAAAGACAGCACCCUCAUCGUCCGACAGCUUCAUCAGGAUCACCACCACCAUCAUCAUCUUCAACAGCAGCAGCAGCAAGGGCCUCUAUCAGGCUUCAACCACGUCACCCAUUCCUCCCCCUACCACCCCCACCACAGCCCACACACGCCCCAGGACCGGAGCCGCCUGCACCUGCUGCCGGACCUCCUCCAGCAGGGUGGCCCCCAUGUCUCCCCCGUGUCGCCCCCUCACAGACCCCCCCACUCGUCCCCCCACAGCCCCAUGAGUCCCAUGAGCCCGCUGGAAAAGAUCGCCAUGCUGCAGGAGAGCCAGUCCAGCAACAACAUGCAGAAACACAAGUCCUCGUCGUCGUUCACGCCGUUCAUUGACCCGCGGCUACUGCAGGUGUCGCCCUCUACAGGCAGCGCUCUGAAUAACGUUGCCCUCCCCUUUGACGUGCUAGGCUACGCUAACGACGCGCGGCUAGCGGAGGCGCUGCGGGCCGAUGCUUCCCGCAAGGGGUCUGUAGUGAACGUGAACCCAGUGAACACACGCCCCCAAAGCGACACGCCCGAGAUCCGGAAGUACAAGAAGAGGUUCAACUCGGAGAUCCUGUGCGCCGCGCUCUGGGGAGUGAACCUGCUGGUGGGCACAGAGAGCGGCCUGAUGCUGCUGGACAGAAGUGGACAGGGAAAAGUUUACCCUCUGAUCAACCGCCGCCGCUUCCAACAGAUGGACGUGCUGGAGGGGCUGAACGUGCUGGUCACUAUAUCAGGUAAGAAGAACAAGCUGCGGGUGUACUACCUGUCGUGGCUCCGGAACAAGAUCCUCCACAACGACCCCGAGGUGGAGAAGAAGCAGGGCUGGACCACCGUGGGCGAUCUGGAGGGCUGCGUGCACUACAAAGUCGUGAAGUACGAGAGGAUCAAGUUCCUGGUGUUGGCUCUGAAGAACUCUGUGGAGGUGUACGCCUGGGCCCCUAAACCCUACCACAAGUUUAUGGCCUUCAAGUCUUUUGGGGACCUGGUGCACAAGCCUCUGAUGGUGGACCUGACCGUGGAGGAGGGCCAGAGGCUGAAGGUUAUCUACGGCUCCUACUCCGGCUUCCAUGCUGUGGAUGUGGACUCGGGAGCGGUCUACGACAUCUACCUGCCCACACAUAUCCAGACCAGUAUCCUGUCCCACGCCAUCAUCAUCCUGCCCAACACCGACGGCAUCGAGCUGCUUGUGUGCUACGAGGACGAGGGCGUCUACGUCAACACGUACGGCCGCAUCACCAAAGACGUGGUGCUGCAGUGGGGAGAGAUGCCCACCUCUGUCGCGUACAUCCGGUCCAACCAGAUCAUGGGCUGGGGGGAGAAGGCCAUCGAGAUCCGCUCGGUGGAGACAGGGCACCUGGACGGGGUGUUUAUGCAUAAGAGAGCACAGAGACUCAAGUUCUUGUGCGAGAGAAACGACAAGGUGUUCUUUGCCUCGGUGCGCUCUGGAGGCUCCAGUCAGGUCUACUUCAUGACUCUGGGCCGCAGUAACCUCCUCAGCUGUGUAAUUCCGUGCGUCGGCGGUGGUUUUCUAAGCGAGCCAGCGUCCACGGUCUGCCUGCUUUAUCACAGACGACUCAUCUGGACCUUCUCUGAACAAAAAAUGCUGCUGUUGCUGCUGUCCACGCUACGUUGUGUGAGCUCAGGGCCGCCUCUGCCUCCUCUGCCAGUGCACGAGGGCUGUCUGCAGGUGUCCCCAGAGGUCCCCCUGUUCCGUGUGGAGGGGGAGGCGGUGAUCCUGUCUUUCCCGCGCUUCCACAGUGUCCUUCGGGAUCACGGGCUGUCCCUGUCCGGUGCCUCUGUCCUCGUCUCCAAGACCAACACCAUCACUAGCUCCACCCACAAUGACACCUAUGGCCCCUCCCACAACGAAACAGAGACACGUGUUCUCCAGCAGGGGGCGCAGCUGUGGCUCCUCCCAGCACACCAGUCCGACUCGGGACACUACAGCUGCACGUACAGGUCUAAGAUGUUUUGUGCCAGAGGAGGCCUCACUCUGCAUGUGUACUCGUCCCUGGUUGAGCACUUGGACAAAGUAGCGUUCUCUCAUCGGAUCUUUGAGGGCGAGAGUCUGAGAAAGAAGUGUCCUGCCCUGAGCCUCUUCAACCACUCACACUCACACGUGCACUGGGACAAGGUGUCUGGAGCGAGGGGCCCCUUCAGCUCUGUGGGGGGCCAUCUGCAGAUCGAGGAGGUGCGGUCGGAGCACUCAGGCCUGUACCGCUGUCGGGCCUCUGUGGAGAUGAAGCACGGGACGUUCACGGUCAGCAGAGCCGUCAUCAUCACUGUGCAAGCUCUGCCCUCUCAGACUGACUCUGUCCCCACAGUGACCGCUGCACACAAAGCUCCAAUGAUCCUCUCGCCUGAGAACGGGACCGUCUUUGAAAAUACUCUCGGCUCAGGCCUGGAGCUCCACUGUACCGUGCUCACAGACUGUCCAAUAGCAGAGCUCACACAGGUCAUGUGGCUGGUGAACGGCCAAUCGGUGGAGUCUUCGUACCUGGAUGGGCGGGCUCUGGAGGGAGGCAGAAGGGUGGACAAGGCGUUUGAGGGCUGCCUCAUAAAGCUCCGCCUACUUCUCCUGGACAUGACACAGAAGGACACGGAGGUGGAGCUAAAGUGUGUUGCUCACAAUCAACAUGGCGGACAGGAAGUGGACGUGCGGCUGCAGCUGGAAGACUCUACGCACACAUGGGUGGUGGUGUGGUGUGCGGCCCUCUUCUGUCUGGCCUUGGUGGUCUUCUUCUUCCUCUGGGCGUUCUUCAGACCAUACUCCAGCCGGAGCAAAGCAGACUACAUCCCGGCUCGACAUCACAGCUCUGUUCUCUCCUGCGACCUGAGCUGA
This is a messenger RNA of Knipowitschia caucasica, 5895 nucleotides long. Lineage: Eukaryota; Metazoa; Chordata; Actinopteri; Gobiiformes; Gobiidae. The record is from the annotation of a GenBank genome assembly.